AUGUAUUUCGCCUUCACUUACCUCCUAUUAGGCCAAUGUGCCAUGCACGGCUUGACUCAGGCGGCGAAUCCCCGGAGCUACGAUGUCGAGUCUUCGAACUCCCUUAAAAAGAGAAUUGGUGAAUCCGACAGGAUUGCGGCGGACCUGCGGGAAAUACUGGAUGACAGCGGCGAUGAUUCCCUUGACACCGGCAGUGGUCCCAAGGAAUGUCCAAAGAUGGCCAUGUUCGCUGCCCGUGGUACCCUGGACCCGGUAAACAUGGGAGACAUGGUGAUGAACCAUUUCCGAGACGCCGUCAUGGGGUUGUAUGGCAACGACAAGAAGAAGAUGAAGGUUCAAGGUGUCGAUAACUUCGAUGGACACGUGUACGGAGCCGACAUGGAGCAUGAAUACCUGCAACAAGGCGGAUCCAACGAUGGCGCGCUGGCCAUGGCGGGUAUGACGGAUAAAGUCGCCACGAAUUGCAAGAAUACCAAAUUCAUCUGGUGGGGAUGGAGCCAAGGCGCGCUGGUUGCUCGAAAGGCCUUCAGACACGUUAGCAAAGACACGGCGGACAGGAUCGUCGUUUUCGGCACCUUCGGAGACCCGGUAAUCACCUGGAACGACGUCAAGGAGGUUUCGUUUCCAGCAGUCCCCGAGCACGUCAAGCAGUUGCACUACUGCCUCGACGGCGACGCCCUCUGCAAGCCUGGCAUGAAUGAAGUAUUCGGGGGGUUCACCCUAAACCCAGUAGAGUUCGCUUUUAACUGGCAAGGAGCAGUCGACAACCAACUGGAGACUGGGACGGACGGGCUGAGCGACACUGAUGUUGCUGAUUUGAAGAAGGUGGCUCAGGAAGCCGUCACGCAAGGGAUGAAACACCUCCCCCAGAUAACAGCGGAAGCUGUUAAGCUUCUUGUUGGGAACACCAAAUUUUGGCGAUGGAUGCUCCUUCCCGUGCAUUUCUACUACCAUGUGCGUCGUGUCACUGACUGUGCAGCCACGAACCUGAAAGAGCAACUAGAAGGGAAGGGCUUGUCUGAUUGCAAAAUUCCCGGCUUGACUGUAACUUAG
Anthostomella pinea is the source of this 1053-nucleotide messenger RNA. NCBI's taxonomy places the organism in Eukaryota, Fungi, Ascomycota, Sordariomycetes, Xylariales, Xylariaceae. The record is from the annotation of a GenBank genome assembly.